Messenger RNA from Acanthaster planci (crown-of-thorns starfish), 6226 nucleotides. RefSeq names its product serine/threonine-protein kinase TBK1-like. Gene Ontology annotation, molecular function: protein serine/threonine kinase activity; ATP binding. Lineage: Eukaryota; Metazoa; Echinodermata; Asteroidea; Valvatida; Acanthasteridae. The record is from RefSeq and is a predicted model, not a curated record. Gene Ontology annotation, biological process: peptidyl-serine phosphorylation. Gene Ontology annotation, cellular component: cytoplasm.
CUGUAAAAUUUUAAUUUAAUUCAAUUCUCUUAUCUAGUUAAUCAUAAGUACAUGUAAUAUAGCGUCAUAGAAAACAGCAAUAUCAUCAUCUCGCUAGUGAUGGAGGAAAAUAGCCGAGGAAAGUGGCUAUGAAAGUACAUGAAAUCCACUACAAAGCUGUCGAGCCCCAGAAUGAAGGUGAAUUUCUAUACUUAUAAAUUAGAAUUACAUCAAGCACAAUAAAAUAAUUCUCUCCUCUAAAAUAGCACGUAACAGUAUACGGACAUUUUCUGGUAAUUGCUUACUCGUCCAUAAACCAUUUCCCGGCGUCAUCGUGCACUAUUCGUGGAUUCUAAAAGUUGUUUUGCGAUUAUCCCAAACACUGUAAAGGCCUGUACUGUGGCCAGUUUGAGAACAAGGUAUUGAUAGACAUAUGUCUCGGAGAAACGAACACUGGAAAUCUCUUAAAUUAAAUCAAGUCAUAAAGUACACUUUCUAAAGAAGUAUACUUGAAUUCAUGGCACAAGUGGGCUUUCGUAGGUGGCUGUUCAUGCCAUUGCCAGCACUAAUAUCGUGAUGCCUGAAGUCGAAAUGGUUUGGAUUCUCCGUAAUACUCUGUGUGCAAUGUUAUAACUACAACGACAUGCAUGGCUUGAACCUUGAACUUCAUACUCUUUCGCUUUGUGAAAAUCGCGCCAAAAGUGUAAACCGUGAUUCGGUUCCCAUGUACUUACGAGUAUUUUCUUUCCGCAAAAUAACAAUGAAGGACCAGGCACCAGGCAAUUUGGCGGGAAAUGCAUUGUAAUGUCACAUGGAAAUGCUACAGAUUAAAAAUCACAAUCGUGCGGCUAGAAACCUGGAAAUAGGGUACCGGUUUCGGAUAUGUUUAGCCACUAUCAAAUACCCACGAGAAGGGAACCUAAACAACUUCGGAGCACCCAGUCUUACAUCUACUACACGGACGAUAAGAAAGGCGAAGGAGCAACGGGAAGUGUAUUUGGUGGCAGAGAAAAGAAAUCUGGUGAGAGGGUUGCUGUGAAGGUGUUCAACAAUGUCAGUUACCGGAGACCUGGAAGCGUGCAGGAGAGAGAGUUUGACGUCCUCCUUAAACUAAAACACUCCAAUAUUGUGAAACUUCUUGCCAUUGAAUAUGAUUCCACUUCCCACGAUCGUGUCAUCGUCAUGGAGCUGUGUGAGGGUGGGAGUCUCUUCAACGUCUUAGACAAACCCGAGAAUUCCUUUGGAUUGGCUGAGACAGAGUUCAUUAUUCUCCUUCGGGAUGUCAGUCAGGGCAUGAAACAUCUGCAGGAUAAAGGAAUAGUACAUCGUGACCUGAAACCGGGUAACAUCAUGUGCUGUUUCGGGCCCGACAGCUCUUCCGUGUACAAACUGGCUGAUUUCGGUGCAGCUCGGGAAUUAGCGGAGGGUGAAAACUUCGUCAGUUUGUACGGAACCGAGGAAUACCUGCACCCGGAUGUGUACGAGCGAGCCGUUCUCCGGAAACCGCUUGUGAGGCCAUUCACAGCCUCCGUAGAUCUCUGGAGCAUAGGCGUAACUCUCUUUCAUGCAGCUACGGGGGUGCUCCCCUUCAGACCAUACGGGGGCCGAAAGAAUCGAGCCACGAUGCACCAGAUGACCACCCUUAAGGCAUCCGGAAUCAUCUCUGGCGUUCAAAGAGACUCCGAGAAUGGUCGAAUCGAAUGGAGCAGGGAAUUACCUAAGACAACGCAGAUGUCACAAGGCCUGCGCCUUCUUGUUGAAGAAAUGCUUGCUGGACUACUGGAAAGCGACGUGAACAGGAUGUGGUCUUUCAAGACAUUUUUUGACACCGCUCAGGCCAUCGUGAACAUGACUGUAGUCGAUGUUUUCUACGUUGUGACGUCACAGCUCCUCAAGAUUUACAUUGAUCCCACUCAUUCAUUUGCCGAGUUUCAGGAAAAAGUUGCCAUGCAGACGUCAUUGCAGUCCGUAAAUCAGAUGCACAUCUUCGAGCACGCCAUAUUUUACCCAGAAUCCAACGUGCCCUCCAAGGAAUUCCCGGAGACAACACCAUCCAAUCCCAUCUUUCUCUUCAAGAACACUUUCGAUGGCGCUGUCUCACCAGUUGCCCCAGUUUGCCCAAACAUACCAGAUGUUCAGUCCAGAUACUCAUUGGGCACUGAUGCCCCAUCGACAAAGAAGAGCAUUGCCGUCCACUUCUGCCUCAAACGGAAACAAGAAUUUCUUCUGUUGAUGCAGAUACUUCAGAACAUGGCUGUAAAAGCCUUUACUCAGGUGGUCAAAGACGAGGUGAACCACAUGUGUUACCACUUGAACAAGCUGGAAACCACCAACAAAAUGUUGCCGGUGGUAGUGGAGGGCCUGCGCUCUCGCAUCGAAACCGAUCGGCAGCUUGGACGGUGUUGCCAAAGUAUCGCCAAUGGGAAUAAGACGCGUCUGGAAGUUAAACUACAGGAUCUUGAGGUCUUAGGGGGCGAGAUCACUGAAGCGAUUGCAGAAGUCCGCAGGCUUUCACUACAAUUCGAAGAAGAGUCCAGAAGGCUAAAUGUCAUCAAGUGUGAGGUAGUUGAUAGAGAUGCCCUGAAGGAGGCAUGGAAUAAGCAGAUCCUGCCCCAGUGCCAGCCAAAGGAUAAAUGCAUAGAGCGUUUUGAUGUCAUGCUGUUCUCCCAACUGGAAAUCUACUCUAAUUUCUGCCGUGACAGCAAGGAGUCAACCCUGUCGUUCAACGCCGAGCAAAUACACAAAAUGGAGAAAAUCAAAUUCAACAACACGUCCCCAAAGAUUAGUUCCUUAGUUCGUGAUCACUGUGAAUCUAACUGGUUUUGCAAACAUUCCAGUAUGACAAAGUGGCUCAGCCAAGCCUAUUCCUUCAGACAGCAAAUCAUGGAGGUGGAUCAAAGUUUGACGCCCCUGGUAUCCGAAUUCUCCAGAGAAGAAAGAACUAUCUCAGAGUUGGGAGAAAGAUGCCGCGAGGGACUAAAGAGCAUUGAGAGUGCAAUUUCAGAGUGUACAUCUGCAAAGAACUUCUGCGUAAAGUCUCAAGUUCAGGAUGAGAAACCUCCUACGAGGGCUUGUACUUCUGCGACUUCACAAACAUCUUUAAAUCAUGAAAGGGAAUUCCACGAGGCGAUCACGCAGACCCCAUGGAUUGUUAAUGUCUUCAGAACAGACAAGUAUCCUACCGUGCACAUGGUCCCAGUGACAAGCGACUUGAGAAAGGAAUUCUUGGAGUGGAUUCGAGAAAAACCAGUCACGGAAGCCGUCGUCAAGAAGAGUCAGGACGUGACGGAAGAAAUGCAGAAUAUGUCGCUAGAUCUCUCUGAUCCUUGCCUGGACAUGUACGGAUGCUGAGCGUGCAUACCACACAAUGGAGGAAGACGACUCCAGGCAGACGUGGCUCACAGGGGGUGGGGACACUUCCCUCCCCAUAAAACGUUACACAAAACUUAGUUUCCAGCUACACAAAGCUCCCCAAUAACAUUUUAUGAUAUUAAUUUUGUACCAGUUGGUGACAAAUGUAGUCUGCAAAAUUAUUCACAAAGUGUCAGAAACAUCAAUGACGUAUCAACACGCAGUACAAUAAAUCGUUCGCGGCCCCACAAAGUGACCUCUACCGAUUAAAAGACAAACUUGAGAUUUCAGUUCCUUCUGAUCUUACAAUAGAACAAAAAACCCUGAAAAUAUCGAAUUAAAAUAGGUUUAUUUUUCUUGAAAUAUACAUGUCUAAUUUGCCGCUCCAGUCUCACUACGUGGCCUGAGUAUCUCAAUCUUUGUUAGUUUCGACAAAAGUCGAUUUAGUAUUGCCCUUGUUUGCUUCGAUCAUUUCUACUUAGAUUGUUAUAUUGCUUUCAGUUUGGAUUGUAAGAGUGAAUAUUACCCAUGUUUUUUCAUUGCGCUGAGAAUUUUGGUACAUAUAUACGCAGUUAAUCCAUGGAGACUUUUGUGAAAUAUGCUAUUUGGCUUUAUUUUUACUCAAAUGGUAAUGAUGAAGAAGGCAAGAAUCAAGUAUCACCUGCAUAAUCUGCUAAAUAGGAAUUUCAUCCAGAUGUUGACUGCAUUUGACUUUAUAAUGCAAUUAAAAAUGUAAGUGCGAUUUUGACGCCUCGCUAAGUGUAUGUCGCUAAACCGAUGUUGAUGCACAGUUCAUGUCAAGAAUAUUUUAAAAUUAGCACCGACUUUAUUUUAUAGAGUAAACGUCCUUUCCCUUUUGUUACUUUUUUGAGUUCUGCAUGCGGUGAAAGGACAAAAUAAGAUUGAAUAGUUCACCGAAGACCUCUUCACCUUCGCAUUUAAAAUCCACUUAGCCAGUUCAGAAAAAUCGUUUGAAGCACAAUGAACUACAAGCUAUCGUACAGUUCCAAACUACUAAGGUCUUUCCCUGGAAAGAACAAUGAGAAGUUUAACCAUGUUUUUAUAUUAAACGUAAAAACAGGUCACGUAGUGAAACUAGCAAGAAAGUUUUGUGAGAAUACUUGGAAAAGUAGGAAAUUCAAAAUUCUAAGAUAGUAAAGAUUUCAUUGUUUACGACCUGCAAAUGUAUUAAUUUUCUAAUAUCGGCAUGGGUCACUUCGAGGGACCAGCGACGAAAUCUGUGCAUUUUCAUACUUAAUAAUGGACUAAACACUGCACUCUUCGAGGCCGGUGGCGCAAAACGUACUACCAACGAAGACUAAACAUUUGUCAGACUUGGCAGUCCGUGUACCAUCCAGUAUCUCGUGUGUUUUCCUCUACUCAUGUAGAAAGGAAUACCUUUAGAGCAAUUCUUCUGGGUAGUGACUUGGAUUAAGACCGGAUGAGGCGUGGUUGACUCAACAUAAGUGGAAUAGUUAAAUACCAUUCUGAAAUGUUCCUGGGAGACGAUUAAGUAAUUUUCAAAGAGUGGAUGAUGUCAUGAUCACUUCCUUCUUUAAUAUUUUCUUUGCACUAACGUAUUUCUCACGUUUAAGGUUUCAGCACGUUAUAUUUGUAACACUGUUCGAUAUAAUUAGAAGGGAGAACCAUAGGUGACACGAUAAAUAUUUUAUAUUUUACAUUAAAUGUAUUCUUAGCCGUAAAACGAAAUGUGCAUUUCAUGAUCGAUUCUUGCUCCGAAUUGAAUGGCAAGACGGUGACCAGGAUCAAGGAAGGAAUAAACGCGCGUGGGAUCUAUGACAAGCAUUCUUUCGACGGUUGCAAAAACAGAGUGGUUCAUUUUGCGCCAACCGAGCGCCUCCAUAUGAAAAGGUGACGUCGAAGAGGGGAAUGCUCGCCUUCUUCAUGUAUACACGGAAUAUUUAUGAUAGGCAUAAAAGUCCAGGUUGACCUGAAGAGAAAACUGAAUUUCAUCGGGCGAAUCGCAGGUUUUAAGUGCAAGCUUCACUUCGGUCAAGUUUAAUACAAUUACCCAUCAUUUUAUGACAAUAUUUUCAAAAUACAUCUAUAUUAAUGGACUUUGAGAAAGAUUAGAUAAAUAUAACCCCUGUGAAUUAAGGACUAUGCUGAUAAUCUUGAACAACUUUUUAUAAUCAUUCAUAAACAUUUUAUUUAGACACAAUGUAAUCCCUUAGUUAUUAAGCUAUCAACAUGUAGUUCAAGGUUGGAUGGGUUUUAAUGUUUCUCCCUUUGAAUUAUACCAAACAUACUCUGGUGACUAUUAACCAUAUUAACUAUAUUCAUAGUAAGCAAUACAAGGGGCGCCUCUCAUUUCUGACCGUCUUUUCGUUGACAUUAAUUAGCAUCAAUAAGGGGCCUAGGUUAUUUUGGCAAUAUCCUGACAGAAAACCUGUCACAAAUUCCGUCUCAAAUACCAAAUUUCACUUACCAUGAAUUCUUAGCAUGCAGUUCGACUUCAUUCGGUGGAAUCUUCGUGCGCUUCGUGAUGAAAAAAAUCAAUAUGACAACAUAAUUGUGCAUACUUAAAUUCAUGUGUGUCAGAUAAUUCUAACCUCAACAAACUAACUCAUGCACAGACUUGCCAAAGGACAUAACAACAUUGAACCUUGGAGGCGGGAAUAAAGUUGUAAAGAUUGCGAUUCUGUCGAUGGCCACGAUUGAUUCAUAUGGGUAGAAGGUCAAACAGCUUAGAACCAGACGGAUAUGUUUCUUGAGGUCAAGAAUACACGAGAACAAAGCAGUUCACAUUUAAAAUGUGAAAACUUGAACAGAAAAUGUGAGAACUCCUGUACAGCUCGAUCUGCUUUUUGUCGUCAUCCUAUAUUGUGUGAAUACAGCGCUUUUUAAUAGUUAGUAAAAGCUUGAAAUUGACGUU